Capsella rubella is the source of this 1329-nucleotide messenger RNA. Its product is annotated as putative F-box/FBD/LRR-repeat protein At5g62970. The coding region runs from base 1 to 1329 and encodes 442 amino acids. NCBI's taxonomy places the organism in Eukaryota, Viridiplantae, Streptophyta, Magnoliopsida, Brassicales, Brassicaceae. The record is from RefSeq and is a predicted model, not a curated record. The transcript has 3 exons. Gene Ontology annotation, molecular function: protein binding.
AUGGACAAGAUUACUGGAUUUUCUGAUGAUGAACUGCUCGUAAAGAUAUUGUCGUUUCUUCCAACAAAAUUUGCUAUAACAACGAGUGUUUUGUCCAAGCAAUGGAAGUUUCUUUGGUUGCGGGUGCCAAAACUUGUGUUCAACGAGAGGAGCAUGUAUUCUUCAGAUUUUUUCGAUCGAUAUUUCCUCCUCCGUGACACCAAAACCUAUUCUAAAGCGUCGGAAAGAUGCCAGAGGAUGCGGUGUUUUAUUGACAAGAAUCUGCCAUUACAUAGCUCUCCGGUCAUGGAGAGCUUGCGUCUCAGGUUUUACAAUGCACUUUUUGAACCUGAGGCUAUCAAACUGUGGGUUGAAAUUGCAAUCUCUCGUUGUGUUAAGGAGCUAAGCGUUACUUUUAUUCGUUACAAGGGAAUAGGUAAUGUAUUACUGCCGAGUAGCUUGUAUACUUGCAAAUCACUUGUGACGUUGGAACUAAAAUACGACAUUCUCGUGGAUGUUCCUCAUGCUUUUGGCCUCCCCUCCUUGAAAACUUUGCACCUUCGACGUGUGAUUUACGCAGAUGAAGAAUCUUUUCAACGACUUAUAUCUAAUUCCUCUGUUUUGGAAGAUCUAGUUUUGGAACUACAUCCCGGUGGCAAUGUGAGAAAGUUAGCUGUCAUCAUUCCGUCAUUGCUUAGUUUAUCCUUGAUGAUGCCUGAUCAAUGUUCUGAAGAAUAUAGGAUAGAUACUCCUUCUUUGAAGUAUCUCAAAGUUAGAGAUUACUGUAAAAGUUCAUCCAGCUUGAUUGAGAAUAUGCCUAAGCUGGAGGAGGCAGAAAUCACUGCUGGUUACAAUAUCAGGAGGCUUCUUGAACUUGUCACCUCUGUCAAGCGUCUUUCAAUUGCAAUCUCGCUAGACGAAUUUGCAGAGGCUGCCGAAUAUAAUGAUGAACAUGGUAUUGUCUUUAACGAGCUUCAGCAUCUCAAGUUUCAUAUCAAUCACGCAUAUUGCUCCAAGGUACUAUACUGGCUGCUCAUAGCUUCACCCAAACUACGAAACUUGGAGCUCAGAGAACCAAUUUCACGUGAUCAUAUGGGCACAUUGGUUUGCUGGAAGCACUUCAGUGUUCCUCAAUGUUUGUUGUCGAGUCUCCAAACUUUCAAGUGGAGAGGCCGUGUAGAUGGGAAAGAUCUAGUGAAAUAUAUCUUAAAAAAUUCUUGCCAGUUAAAGACGGCUACGAUUAUGUUUGGACCAGAGUUGGAUCCACAAGAGAAGCUUGAGAUAGAGACGGAGGUGAAAUUUUGUUUCCGUGGUUCAUCCACGUGCAACCUCAAAGUGUUGCAUUUAUAA